GAAAGGUGACGCCGGCGAAAACAUGGUCGAACACGGGGAUAUCCGCGUGGUUCACCGAGGUGGCAGUAAAAUAGACUUCAGGGAGCCUGCCAUCACCAAUGAUUCGAGGUUCCUGCUGUGUGCCUCAGGAGAGUGUGUGAAGGUGUUCAGCACCUCCACGGAGGAGUGUAUACAUGACCUGCGGGGACACACCGACCUGGUGACAGGUGUGCUGCUCAGACCCUCCAACCAUCUGCAGGUCUACUCCUGCUCAGUAGAUGGCACUGUCAGACUUUGGGACUUCACAGAUGGCAUUCUUAUCAAGACUUAUGUCAUCGGAUGUCCUAUUUACUCCAUCUACGCAUCUGCAGACCAUGAAGGAGUCAUCUUUAUCGUUAUCCCCAUGCUUAGUGACAAAAGAUCUGAGUUGUUCCAGCUGGCUGCCGUGUCUCUGCCACAGAGUGGAGAUCAGCUGGUGGAGGCCCGAGAACUUUCUGCUGUGCUCAGCAAUGUCAGCUCCAACCCAGCAGCCAUCGCCUUUGGUCGAGGGGGGGAAUAUAUAGCUUCAGCUAAAGGUUUGCAGUUGGAAGUCUUCUUCUUCAAGAAGCAGAAGUCAUACAAGUUUUUCCUUAAAGAGGACAACAAGAAGGGAGGCCUGAACACAUUCACGUGCGUUGCCUGUCACCCGAAAAAUGACUGCAUUGCCACGGGACAUGAAGAUGGCAAGAUUCGCCUGUGGAGAAACUUUAACCAACAGAAGGAGUACACAUACUCCACCCUGCACUGGCACCACAACGCUGUGAGCUCACUGCGCUUCACUCCAGAAGGCACCAACCUGCUGAGUGGAGGUGUGGAGUCUGUGCUUGUCCAAUGGCGAUACAACCAAGAGAGUCAGCGGGACUUCCUGCCCCGCCUGGGUGCCGCAAUCACACACAUUGCUGUCUCACCUGAUGGAGCGCUGUUCUGUACCUCACACAGUGACAACAAGAUCACAAUCAUCCAGAGCUGUGUUAAAGUGUCAGCUGUCCUUCAAGGCCUGGUCAAAGGAGAAAGUGUCCGGACAGACUUGAUGGUGGACCCACGCAGCAAAGCUUUGGUGCUGAAUGGGAAACCAGGACACCUGCAGUUUUACUCCCUCCAAAGAGACAAACUGCUGUACAAUCUGGACAUAGUGCAGCAGGAGUACAUUCAUGAAUUGGGCCUGGAACAGUUUGAGGUUGUCAAAGCAGCAUUUGAUGCCUCUGGCACCUGGCUAGCCACAGUGGAAGAAAGAAAACAAAAAUCUGCUGAGCUGGAGAUUAACUUAAAACUGUGGGCAUUCGAUGAACAAACCCAGAGUUUUGUGCUGAACACGACCAUCUCAGCCCCCCACGAGGCCAGGAUUACAGCCAUGUGCUUUCGCCAAGCCACUGACAGCCAGACCACCAUGCUGGUCUCCACCAGCACGGACGGACAUUUCAAAGCCUGGCAGCUGGUCGCACCAGCCCACACAGAGGACGAAGGUCCCUCCUGGUCGUGUGAUUUUGUCGGAACCUAUCGCGGCCUGGUGCCUAAAUGCUGCUGUUUCUCAGCCGACAGCUCCCUGUUGGCCGUCAGCUUUCAGGAGGUGGUGACUGUGUGGAGCCCUACCUCCUGGGAGCUUCUGACAACUCUGUCCCAGCCACCAGGAGCCAUCAGGGAUCUUUGUUUUGGUCGACUAAGCUGUUCCAAGUAUCUGCUGGGGUUCACCACCAAGGAUCUACUUUGCUGUUGGAACCUCCUUACCUGCUCCUUGGAGUGGAGCACCUCCAUGGACAUCAGCCUGCUGCUGGCUGACCCCCUCUCUGAGAACAUGGCUGCCUUCUGCUGCCAAGCUGGAUGCACAGACUUGUUUGUGUUCAAGCCCAGCGAGCCUCGGCCAUUGUUUUCCCAGAAGGCCGUGUGCUCAGGCACUGUGACUCGCGCUGUGUUCGCCCCGAGGGAGAAGAUGUUGGAGAGCUGCGAAGAGAGCAGCCAGUGGCUGAACCGCUCUCAGCUUCACUUUCUCACACAGCACAUGGACCUCAUGACGUUCACCACCAAAGCAGAGGAUGACAGACUCAUGGCUUCCAGCAAACAGCUUGUGAUUGACGACAGCGUCGCCAUGACGCCGUUCUACCUGUUACUGGGAAAACACAGACAUCAGCAACAGGAAAGCCAAGACCCAGUGAGCAGCCUUUCUGCUGAGAGGACACCUUUACCACAGGGCUCUGUUGCUGUCAAGGAGCUUCUGCAGUCUCCAGCCCACGUCCUGCCCUCUACUUCUUUCCUCUGCUCCAUGUUCGUGCAGUCCCUGCUCAUCUCCAUCACAGACCCCAGGGAGGCCAAUAAAAAUGCAGAGGAGGAAAUGGAGAGUGAGAAAGAGGAAGAGGAUUCAGAGGAGGAAAUGGAAGCCAGCACCUCGAGGCCGGGGCAGGCGACAGUGAGUGGUCAGUCAGCAGAGUGUGCUGCCCCCACCCCUGCCCUCUCAAAAGCCCAGGCUAGAGAACUGAGGAGGGUGAAGAAACUUGACCGCAGCUGGCUGGCAGGCCUCCUGGACUUCUAGACAUGACUAUGCACAAAGAUAGACUCUCAUAAUAGGUUUUCACCAGCCACCAGGAAGUUUUCUAUUUUUUUUUUUUGCUUCAUGCAUCGUCUUCAAGUGGAUUCCUUCCGGAAAAGAAAAACAAAGUGCCCAAGUGGAAAGAAAUCUCUGUUCAAACACAAGAUAAAUAUUUGAAUGCAUAAGUCGUUGCUGCUUUGGUGGCCUCAAGUCAGUCAAUGUGGACACAUCUAUUGGUUUCACCCACUUGAACAAUAGACGUUUCUGCACAGUUUCUCUUGUUUAAAAGUGCGGAGUCUCUGUUGCAGGGAAAUUGUCCUUCACAAGCAGUUUUUUGGACUGUAUUAUGGUAUUAGGACUUGGCUACACCCGAAUAUUACUGUUCCUGUGAGUCUGUGUGUGCAUAUUUGCAGUUGUAGCCUUGUUAGAUAAUAAAUUCUUUCCAAACACGGUGUGCAGCAGUUUCCCUUUCUGCUGCACUAGAAGUUCAACGUGAGCUCAGUUCCUCAUUUGUUGUGUUUGACUAAUCACAAGUGAUGCUGUGGUCUGUCCACGUGCACACUAGAGCCCUGUUGCAAAUAUUCCUGCAGUGGCAACCCCUUGUGAGUCCGUAUCACUCCUUGCAAUUCUUCUCAAAUUGGUUUUGUCAAUAUGGAACCUUUUACUUGCUACCCUCUAAAGUCUGAGUUCCUGCUGCAGAGAAGCAUCCCCACCGUGCUCUGGGAACACAGUAUUUCUUUUGGCAUAAUAUGGCCCAGAAUUCCAUACUAAGCUUUCAGCGUAUUGUAACUCAAGUGGUCUGAGAGUAAACAAGACAUCUGCACCACCUCUUGACUGCGUUUUUACAAAAUCUGGCCUGUGAACAAAGUGUGAAGCGAUCAACGACCACAUGGUCAGAACCAUCAGGACACUUCCAAAUAUAUUGAAUUGUAUGCCACUGUUUGAUCAUCACUGUCCUAAAAAACAAAAAACGCAGCACCACAGAUGGUUUUGGGAUGCCAUCAUCAGGACAGUAAAUACUUCUGCCAUCAUUUAUUGUUUUCAGAUUUGUAUAGAUUGGUUGGUGUUGCUUGUAUAUCGAAGUAUUUUUGGUAGCUAUUGAUACGUGUUAAAAAAGCAUCCACAGUGAGUCAGUUUCCACACAAGGGCCAAUGGCAGGAUGGAAAACUUUUAUACAUACCUUGUUUUUCUACACACUGAAGUUUAAUAAAAAAAAAAAAAAUUAAAGGUUUUCUUCAAGCUACCAACUU
Molecule: messenger RNA, 3789 nt
Organism: Stegastes partitus (bicolor damselfish)
Lineage: Eukaryota; Metazoa; Chordata; Actinopteri; Pomacentridae
Gene: wdr75
Product: WD repeat domain 75
Exons: 21
Coding region: 23-2542 (839 amino acids)
Biological process (GO): positive regulation of transcription by RNA polymerase I; positive regulation of rRNA processing; ribosome biogenesis
Cellular component (GO): nucleolus; small-subunit processome
Molecular function (GO): RNA binding; protein binding
Source: RefSeq, a predicted model, not a curated record